This is a messenger RNA of Zasmidium cellare ATCC 36951, 1578 nucleotides long. RefSeq lists its product as uncharacterized. The coding region runs from base 1 to 1578 and encodes 525 amino acids. The record is from RefSeq and is a predicted model, not a curated record. Lineage: Eukaryota; Fungi; Ascomycota; Dothideomycetes; Mycosphaerellales; Mycosphaerellaceae. The transcript has a single exon.
AUGGCAAACACAUCGGUUUCCGACGUGUUUGCCAGGCGUCAGGCUGUCAUGUUCGCAGUCGUGAAGACCGUCACACGAUUGCCUAUAUCUCUUGACUUGUCAUGGCUGACCAAACCCCGUCGACGAGCCUUGAAAACACCACUGGAACGUCAAGCCAAAGCCCAGCAAAGAGCCUACACGACCCUCUCCGCAAACAUGUCCACAACACCACCACCCACCACAAACCCCUCCCUCUGGACCACCACAAUCCCCAACAAAACCCCCGUCCUCAUCAUCGUCUCCACCGUCUUCCUCUUCCUCUCCACGGGCUUCUUCCUCGCCCGCUUCCUCUACCGAUGGCGCACCCACCAACGCGGCUGGGACGACCUCAUGGCCCUCCUCGCCUACCUCACCCUCGCCAUCCAAACCGCCUUCCUCUACGCCUCCGCCACCCACGGCUUCGGCAAACACCGCGCGGACCUGCCCCGGUCCGAGUUCAGCAAAGCCAUGUUUUACUUUUAUCUGUAUCAGAUUUGCUAUAAGAUUAUUGGCGGGUUUACGAAGUUGAAUUUUUGUUUUUUGUAUUUGAGGAUUUUUGGGCAGUCGAAGGGGUUCGCGAAGGUGGUGAACGCGAAUUCGGCAAUCAUCGCGGCCGGGACGGUGGCCUUUACGGUAGGCACGGUGUUCCAGUGUGUGCCCGUCAAAAGGAACUGGGAUCGCAGAGUGGCCGGGUAUUGUAUCAGCAACAUGGGGUUUUGGUACGCGCAUGCUGGGUUCAACACGCUGAUGGACAUUGUGGUGAGUGCGAUUUCUGUUCGAGGGAACAAAAACGUCGUUGCUAAGAUGAUGCUACUGGUCUUCUGCCUCCCAUUGUUCGAAAUCUCGAAGCUUCACACCAAGCUCAGCACCAAAAUCAGCGUAGGCGCCAUCUUCGUCCUAGGGUUCUUCACGAUUGCCGCCUCAAUCGUGCGGAUGGCCAUGCUCUACCACAGCGCCAAAAGCACCGACGAUCCGACCUGGGGCUCCCUAAACGGCUGGCUAUGGACCGAAAUCGAAGCCAACACCGCAGUCAUCUGCUGCUGUCUCCCAGCUCUCCGAAACCUCUUCGUGCAAGGCUGUCGAAUCCUGCGUGGAAAAUCUGGACCCGAAACACCCACGAAUACUCAAAACAUCACCAAAUCCCAAACCCGACGCCUCAUCCGCCGCGAAGAACCCACGCGCCCAACCCAAUCCCGCGCCUAUGGAAACUUCUCCGAAGCCAAAUAUUGCCCUCCCGGCUCGACCCAAAACCUCGCGGCAGAUAUCUCCAAACCUACUCGCGCUUGGUUCUCGCAGCCUUUCCACUAUCACAGGAAGUCCGGGUCGGGGUCUAGCGACACGGAGCUCACGAAGGCGGAGGAAGGGGGUGCUGGUAUUGUCUUGGGGAGUACGGCGCCGAGGUUGGAUACGGGGAGUAUAUAUAAGACUAUGGCUGUGGAUGUGCAGUCGAAGCGGGAUUCGAGGUUUGGGCAGGAGUAUGGGUACCAUUUGCCGGAGGUGGAUGAGGGUAGGAAGGGGGAGGAGGAGAUUAGUUUGAGUGAGAUUUUGAGGGAGCGGUGA